AUGCGCGCUUUGAUUGCUUUGUGCUUAGUUGCGGCCGUUAGCGCCGGUCGGUUAGGCUACAACUACAGACCCGGCAGCACGGGUGACAUUGGCUCGAUCGGUACUGAUGGCAUUGGAAGCGGUAUUGGACCUGGAUCGGUGUCCCAUGCCCUCGGUGGACCAGUGAGCUAUGAUGCUGCGCCUCAAGCCGGCGUCCACAAAGAAUUCUUCUCCUUCCGCGCCAACGAGGCCGACUUCGAGGAUCCAGACGCAGCUCGCAAAAUCGCAGCCUCGGUUUCGAAGAACGUGCGUGUGAUCUUCAUCAAGGGACCCGAGAAUCGCGGAUACGAGAAUGCCGUUCUAGCUCUGGCCAAGCAGGCUGCCGAGCAGCAGACAGCCAUUUAUCUGCUUCACAGACAACCUGACCUCAACGAUCUGGCCAACAAGUUCAACGCUGUGCGCCAGAAUGCCAACUCUAAGCCCGAGGUGCACUUCGUCAAGUACCGCACGCAGGACGAUGCCAUUAAUGCACAGAAGGCUAUCCAGAGCCAAUACGACUCAUUGGGCGGCACUAGCCAGAACAUCAAUGGUGGUGUGGCUAACGCCCUCAACUUCGCGUCCCGCUCCGCAGCUCCUGUUCACGCUGGACGUGCUCAAGAGCCCGACAGCAACUAUCUGCCAUCCUCAAUCCUGCGACGCCUGCGCCUGAAAAAAUAAUUUAGCAAUUCGAAAAAUAAUUAGUUUAAUACAAAAUGUUGACCGACUUAUAUAUUUA
Molecule: messenger RNA, 754 nt
Organism: Drosophila innubila
Lineage: Eukaryota; Metazoa; Arthropoda; Insecta; Diptera; Drosophilidae
Exons: 1
Coding region: 1-696 (231 amino acids)
Source: RefSeq, a predicted model, not a curated record